Messenger RNA from Macrosiphum euphorbiae (potato aphid), 2703 nucleotides. NCBI's taxonomy places the organism in Eukaryota, Metazoa, Arthropoda, Insecta, Hemiptera, Aphididae. The record is from the annotation of a GenBank genome assembly.
AUGUCGGCAGCGAACGGAACCAGACAGAACAACUACAACAGCAAUAAUUGCGAUCUCGAUGAGGAACUUGUGAAAAUGCAAAGUGUUUCAAGUUUUGAAUCCGAGUUGUCAAAUUUUAAUAUAUUCUUGGAAAAAAUAUAUUCUUCUGAUUCAGAUGUAAUAUUAUCUAUUCAGAAAUUAAAUGUAUCUAUUAAAUACUUAGAAAAUCUAUCGGAUGUAAAUUUAUUGGAAAAAAAUGAUAUCUUGGUCACCACCCUGUUUGAAGAACAUGCAGUCAAACGACCAUAUUUCAAAAUUCUUGGGCGUCCAGCCUUGUUGGAAUUGGCUAAAAGCCCUAAUGGUUUACAGGGCAUUAAUCGCCAUCGUUAUUGCAAUGCACUUGUUGGCGCCAUUGUCAGUGUCACAGGAAUUCAAAAGAGAGAUGAAAUGGCACGUCUUCUGAGCUUGAUCCGUUGGAUGGGUGGUAGUUUUCGAGAAAGUAUUAAUUACAAGACUACUCAUUUAGUGUCUGGUUAUGCAUGCAGUGUUAAAUCCCAAUAUGCGUAUUUACAUGAAAUCCCGGUUAUUGGAUCUUCUUGGCUUCAUGCAGCUUGGGAGAGACGAGAUGAAAUGGAUUUCAAAGCAAUUAGUACAUCGUUUUUUUCAGAACACAAGCUAAAACCAUUCCAUGGAGCCAAAAUGUGUUUUAUAGGGUUCACGGAAGAAGAACAAUCACAUAUGGUUGAAGUUUUGUCACAAAAUGGAGGGACUCCAAUAGGCGAUGAAAAUGAUACAGAAUGUACUCAUCUGGUUGUUAAUGAAUCUUCAUUAGAUUUAAUUCCUCCAGUGAAGAAGAAUAAUGCUGAAAUCCUGAAAGAAGCAUGGUUCUGGAUAUCUGUACAAUACCAGAGUUGCGCCUUAACAAAAGAAUAUUUAUUAAGGAAUUUAAAUGAUGUGACCAACACACAUACAUCUGCUCAUGUAAUGCCAUCUACGUUGACAUUAAAUUCUUCUCGUUCGCGCAAAAGAAAAAGGCAUUUAGACCAUUUAGGUUCUUUGCUAAGGCCUAGUCCAACACCUGUGGCAACUAUUCGCGAAACAUCGCCAACAAAUAGUUCAGGCCCAUCAAAACGACGGUCAUCAGCUGCAAACACUCUUGAUGGCCUAAAGUUGUCAUGUGGAUCAUUUUUAAAUUUCGAGAACAGCCCAGAUCAUCCAUUGCCUUUGAAACUCCCAAAAGAUCAAGAUAUAGUUAUAAAAGAUAAACCAUUUAGUCCGCGAUAUCAAGUUUUCUCUGAAUUAUUACUGACUGAGGUUAACUAUGUGGGAGUGUUAAACACAAUAAUUACUGUGUACAAAGAACCAUUAGAAGAAAUUAUAGACGAAAAAAACUGUUUGCUAAAUAAUACUGAAAUUAAAAUUAUAUUUGGAAAUGUCUUACCUAUUUAUCAAGUGCAUCAAGAGAUAUUAGAAGAGCUCAAAUGCAUUGCUACAUUGUGGAAAGAAGAUAGUAGUAUAGGAAGUGUUUUCCUCAAAUAUUCCAGUGAGUUGGUGAAAGCUUAUCCACCGUUUGUAAAUUUUUUUGAAAAAACAAGGGAGAUGUUGUUACAGUGUGAUCAAACAAAACCUCUUUUUCAUGCCUUCCUCAAAGUCGGUCGGUUAAGGCCUGAAUGUUGUCGACAGAGUCUACAAGAACUUCUCAUUCGACCUGUGCAACGCUUACCCAGUGUUAGCCUCCUAUUAAAUGAUAUAUUGAAACAUACUGACAAGAAUAACCCUGAUCAUCAAGCUCUUGUAUCAGCCCUAGCCAGUAUACGAGAAAUAAUGACUCACAUAAAUGAAGAUAAAAGAAAGACGGAAGGUCAAGUUGUACUUUUUGAUAUAUUUAAUGAUAUUGAUAAUUGUCCUCCUCAUUUAAUUUCGUCACAUCGAUGUUUUAUUACAAAAUGUGAUGUGGUUGAGCAAAGUGAUAACCUUAGUGGUCAUGGGGAUCAUCUAACAAUAUUUGUUUUUUCAGACGUUGUUGAAGUCUGUAAAAAAAAAAGAUCAUUUAAUGGAAAGAGUCCAAAAGAACCGAAUUCUGGUUCACACAAAUUUAAUGGUGGUGCCAAAUCAUAUAAACAUAUCAAAUUGAUGCCGUUAAACAUAAUUAAACAAGUUAUAGACAUUAAAGACACUGAAGACUGUCGUAAUACAUUUUCGUUAUUAAUUAUUGACAAUCAUGACUUUAAAGAAAUAUUAUAUAAGUUUACUAUGACUGGAAGUAAUAGCUGUGACAAUCAUAAAAAAAUGUUCUUAAAAAAUUUAUCGCAACAAGUGGCCCACAUCAUGUGUUCUGGCAAUAUAUUAAUAUCAUUGGAUUCUCAGCAAUUGGACAUUGAUACAAGUGAAAUUACUAUUGGUACUCUUGGGAAAGCUUUCAAGUUUGCAAACAGAACACGUAUUAAAGUUGGACGGGCGUUAAGCUUUAAUAAAACUCCCAGGAAGUUGAAACGAGCAGUGUCAACAAUGAUGAGUCCUGUUCUCAGCUUGACUAACAAUGGAGGGCUGGGUACGCAGGCCUUAACACCUUCUACACAAUCAGUCAAUAUGCACUUAGCAUCGUGCACCAAUUUAAAUGAAAUGUCAUCAGAUGACCAUACAUUUCCAUCGCCACCAAUGUCAAUUCAGCCAAGCCGAAAAAAUAAAAGGUCUAUAUUAAAUCUAUCGUCAGCGCCCAGGUAG